Molecule: messenger RNA, 1085 nt
Organism: Aplysia californica (California sea hare)
Lineage: Eukaryota; Metazoa; Mollusca; Gastropoda; Aplysiida; Aplysiidae
Product: F-box/SPRY domain-containing protein 1
Exons: 3
Coding region: 33-791 (252 amino acids)
Biological process (GO): proteasome-mediated ubiquitin-dependent protein catabolic process; synapse assembly involved in innervation
Cellular component (GO): SCF ubiquitin ligase complex; synapse
Molecular function (GO): protein binding
Source: RefSeq, a predicted model, not a curated record
CUUUCGAUUCAAAAGAGUACGGAAGGAAAAAGAUGGCGGCUGCCAGGUUACCGCACAGAGUCCUGGAAGUUCUUUUCUCGUUUUUAGACAUUUCUGACUUACGAAGUUGCUCGCUUGUGUGCAAAAAUUGGUAUCGUUUUUUGAACGAUGAAAACAACGAUGUCUGGAGACUCCAUUGUGUUCGAAAAUUAGCAGAAGAAGCCCUCAAGUCUGAUGUACUCACAAAUGUUCCCACGUACAAGGCAAAGCUUCGAGCGUUUUAUCACGCAUGGAAUCCAAAUGACUGCUCUAAAAAUGUUUAUAUCAAAUCUAACGGAUUCACACUCCAUCGAAAUCCUGUUGCUCAAACGACAGAUGGUGCCAGAGCAAAAAUUGGUUUUAAAACAGGACGUCAUUGCUGGGAAGUGUGGUGGGAGGGUCCUCUGGGAACUGUUGCUAUGAUUGGGUUGAAGUCAAGAGACUCUCCUGUGCAGUGUCAGGGAUACUUUCCCCUCGUUGGCGGAGACAGUAACAGUUGGGGUUGGAAUUUAGUUGACAAUCAUUUGAUUCACAAUGGAGAUAGCCAUGGCAACUAUCCUCCUCUGAACAAUGCACCAAAAUAUCAGGUCGGGGAACGAAUAAGAGUUAUAUUGGACUGUGAGGACAACACGCUAGCCUUUGAAAAAAAUUAUGAAUUUCUAGGAGUUGCAUUCCGGGGCCUCCCCAACACCCAGCUGUACCCGGCAGUGUCGGCCGUUUACGGCAACACGGAGGUGUCCAUGGUGUACCUAGGACCCCCGCUGGACGGCUGACCCCCCGACCUGUACAGUAAACCCGUGUGUCUGUGUCUACAUGGGAGGAAGCGUGGCUACCUUUGUUUUUGUAAUUUCUUAUUAUCUGUGGACCUGCGUGGAGGAGGUUGGGAGAUGUGUUGUGGGGGUGGGAGGGGGGGGGGGGGUUGGCUGGGAAUAGUAGAAUAAUAGCCUGUGUCAAAUAUUAUGCAUGUUUGGCAUAUAUUAUAUAUAUAUAUAUAUUUUUGUACAUGAUACUGGGGUUUUUUUUGUCUCACGUCUUACCAUAGCUGUGUUAAUGAAAAAAUUAAAAAA